This is a messenger RNA of Prosopis cineraria, 726 nucleotides long. RefSeq lists its product as uncharacterized. Bases 184 to 615 code for a protein of 143 amino acids. The record is from RefSeq and is a predicted model, not a curated record. The transcript has 2 exons. Lineage: Eukaryota; Viridiplantae; Streptophyta; Magnoliopsida; Fabales; Fabaceae.
AAUAUAUAUAUAUAGGUGACAACUUUUUCCUUUCUAGCGGAUGGAUAAACCUUGCAUACACUCUGGAGGGUUUAGCAUUGGCAUUGCUCGUCAUUCCCAAGUCAUUCUUCUUCCUCUAAGCUUUUCAAACAGAUUUGAGCCACAUAGCAAGUGAAGAACAGAUCUCCAUACUCUGAAACUGACAUGGCAAGUGUGUUCACAAAUCCAACCUACACUUAUUUUCCUGUGAACAGAAGUACCAACAAAAAAUUAGGAAAUUCUGGUAUGAAAAGAUCUCACAUAAAGGCCACCCUGAGAGUAGAGAAGCCAUUGGAGGAACUGUACAAAGUGAGAGUUGAAAGGAAUGUCUCUGCAGAGAGACUUGCAGAGCUGGGGGUGUCGAAAUGGUCGGUGUGGAAGACGGGGAAGUGCCGGUUGCCAUGGGACUGGCAGGUCGACCAAUUGGUGUACAUAGAAGAAGGAGAAGUUAGGGUCGUGCCUGAAGGGAGCAAGAAGUUUAUGCAGUUUAUGGCUGGAGACCUUGUUAGGUACCCGAAAUGGUUUGAAGCUGACCUCUGGUUCAAUGGUCCUUACCAAGAACGUUAUAGUUUUAGAGCUUAUGGUGAUGAUUUUUGAUUUUUUGUAUGAAGGCUUACCUGGCAAGGAAAUGACUAUCGAAUUUGUGUGGUCUACUCUAUUAUAACAUUCAGUUGAGUGUGCAAUAUAAAAUAUUUUAUUUAUAAACUU